Molecule: messenger RNA, 1514 nt
Organism: Euleptes europaea (tarantolino)
Lineage: Eukaryota; Metazoa; Chordata; Lepidosauria; Squamata; Sphaerodactylidae
Gene: NARF
Product: nuclear prelamin A recognition factor
Exons: 11
Coding region: 56-1435 (459 amino acids)
Cellular component (GO): lamin filament
Molecular function (GO): lamin binding
Source: RefSeq, a predicted model, not a curated record
GAGAACCAGCAGCUUUUACCCAGCACACCAAAGACAGUAACAUAAAGACCCUCAAAUGAAGUGUGAAAACUGCACCAAAAAGGAAUGUAGUAAAAAACAGAAAAAUGAUGACCAACAAAGUAUGCCAGCUGAUGUUCUCAAUUCAAAUGAAGAAAAUGAAGAGAAAAGUGAAUUCCAUAAAUUGGCUAAUGCUAAAAUAUUCCUCAGUGACUGCCUAGCUUGUGAAAAUUGUAUAACCUCAGAAGAAGCUGUCAGAGUUUUCCAGCAGAAUCAGAAGGAGCUCUUCCGGGUACUAAACCUUAACAAGAAAUGUGAUACCUCAAAACACAAAGUGGUGGCAGUGUCUAUAUGCCCUCAGUCCUUGCCUUAUUUUGCUGCUAAAUUCAAUAUCUCUGUAACUGAAGCAGCCAAGAGGCUUUGUGGUUUCCUCAGAAGUCUUGGAGUACAUUAUGUCUUUGACACCAUGAUAGCUGCUGAUUUUAGUAUUCUGGAGAGCCAGAACGAGUUUGUACAACGGUACCGCCAUCAGACUCAAGAAGAGUAUGCCUUACCAAUGUUUGCUUCUGCUUGCCCAGGCUGGAUACAGUACGCAGAAAGAGUCCUUUCCAGUCUAGUGACUCCAUAUAUUUGCACUGCAAAAUCACCACAACAGAUCAUGGGCUCCCUUGUAAAGGGUUAUUUUGCCAAACAGCAGAAUCUGUCUCCUGAUAAAAUUUUCCAUAUAAUUGUGGCGCCUUGCUAUGACAAGAAGCUGGAAGCUUUGCGAGAAGACUUCUACACCCCCUUGUAUAGCUCUCAUGAUGUCGAUUGUGUUUUAACAUCAGGUGAAAUCUUCCAAAUAAUGGAACAGAAAAAGACUUCUUUGAAAGAAGUACCUGAAGUGGCCUUCGACACCCUGUUUGGUGGAAUAAAAGAAGGAGAGUUAAUCCGGCACGAUGGAAGGCGGUCAGAUGGUUACCUAGAGCACAUAUUUAAGCAUGCUGCCAAGGAGCUGUUUGAUACUGAAGUGAAGGAAAUCACAUACAAAGUAUUAAAAAACAAGGAUUUCCAAGAGGUCACACUAGAAAAAGAUGGGGUGACGGUAUUACGCUUUGCAGCUGCGUAUGGAUUUCGAAACAUCCAAAACAUGGUUUUGAAGCUGAAAAAGGGAAAGUGUUUCUACCACUUUGUAGAAGUGUUAGCUUGUCCUGGAGGAUGCUUAAAUGGAAAGGGCCAGGCUCAGACUGAAGACGGGAAACCAGACAAAGCCCUGCUCUGUCAGAUGGAGGAUGUAUACGCUGCGGUUCCUGUCCAGCUCCCUGAAACCAACGGGCACGUGCAGAAGCUUUACCAGGAGUGGUUGGACGGGAUGGACUCCACCCGGGUCAGGGAAACAUUGCACACUAAAUACAGCAUGGAAAAGCCAGCUGCCAACAGUUUCGAUAUCAAGUGGUGACCAAUCAGACGACAAGACUUGCGUGAGGUCUGUGGUACAUGCAGCACUGGCAACGUCUAUGCAACCGGAGAUCUGAGGC